Molecule: messenger RNA, 2529 nt
Organism: Gadus morhua (Atlantic cod)
Lineage: Eukaryota; Metazoa; Chordata; Actinopteri; Gadiformes; Gadidae
Product: NACHT, LRR and PYD domains-containing protein 3-like
Exons: 6
Coding region: 1-2514 (837 amino acids)
Molecular function (GO): protein binding
Source: RefSeq, a predicted model, not a curated record
AUGCUUCUGAUGUCCUCAAAGCUCUGGAGGGAUCUCUUGGAACUGGCCGACAAGCUGGGGAGUGGAGCUGUUGCGGUCCAGUGGCAACAUGAACUCAAGGCUCAUCUGAAGAAGAAGUUCCACUGUGUGUUUGAGGGAAUCGCUAGAGCAGGAGAGCAGAGACCUCUGAAUGAGAUCUACACAGAGCUCUUCAUCACAGAGAGAGGCAGUGGAGAGGUCAACAUGGAACAUGAGGUCAGACUGAUUGAAAAGGCAUCCAGGAAGCAAGCCAACAAGGAAACACCAAUCAGUUGUGAAGACAUCUUUAAACCUUUAGCUGGACAAGAUAAACCAAUCAGAACAAUAAUGACAACCGGAGUGGCCGGCAUUGGUAAAACUCUCUUAACACACAAGUUCACUCUGGACUGGGCCGAAGGCAAAGCCAACCACGACAUAGACUUCACAUUUAUCCUCACUUUCAGAGAGCUGAAUUUAAUGAAAGGGAAAGAGUUUAGCUUAGUGGAACUUCUUCAUCAGUUUUCUGUUGAAACCAAAGGAUCAGGAAACUACAGAUACGACCAUGACCAAGUAGUCUUCAUCUUGGAUGGUCUGGAUGAGUGUCGACUUCCUCUGGACUUCCAGAACAACCCGAUCUGGACUGAUGUCACCGAACCGACCUCAGUGGACGUGCUGCUGACAAACAUCAUCAGGGGAGUCCUGCUUCCCUCUGCCCGCAUCUGGAUAACCACACGCCCUGCCGCAGCCAAUCAGAUCCCUGCUGAGUGUGUUGACAUGGUGACAGAGGUGAGAGGGUUCACCGACCCACAGAAGGUGGAGUACUUCAGGAAGAAAUUCAGAGAGGGGACAAUGGCCAGCACAAUCAUCUCUCACGUCAAGAAAUCUCGAAGCCUCCACAUCAUGUGUCACAUCCCAGUCUUCUGUUGGAUCACUGCUACAGUUCUAGUGGACUUCUUCAAAACAUCCCAGAGAAGAGAAGAGGUGCCCAAGACCGUGACUCAGAUGUACAGCCACUUCCUGAGGGUUCAGUCCAUACAGGGGGACAGGAAGUAUCAUGGGCGAGCUGAUACCGAUCCACAAUGGAGUUUGGAGAGCAGGGAGAUCAUUGUUUCUCUGGGGAAACUGGCUUUUAACCAGCUGGAGAAAGGCCAGCUGAUCUUCUAUGAGGCAGACUUGGCAGAGUGUGACAUCGAUAUCAGAGCAGCCUCAGUGUACUCAGGAGUGUUCACCCAGAUCUUUAAAGAGGAGUUUGGACUGCACCAGGACAGGAUGUUCUGCUUCAUCCAUCUGAGCAUCCAGGAGUUUCUGGCUGCCCUUUAUGUCUUUCUGUCCUACAUCAACACUGGUGUCAACCUGCUCUCAGAAAAACAUCCAACCUCCGGGAAAGCUGAACUCCUCCCCCUCUACCAGAGUGCUGUGGACAAGGCCUUACAGAGUGAGAACGGGCACCUGGACUUGUUCCUCCGCUUCCUCCUGGGCCUCUCUCUAGAGACCAAUCAGAUGCUCCUGAAAGGUCUGCUGGAACCAAGAGGAAGUAAAUUACAGGACAAUCUAACAAAAAACGUUCCAUCCGGGCAGACAGGAAGGAGGUCACAAAUCAAUACCCAAAUAGUCCAUUACAUCAAGGAGAAGAUAGGUGGAGAUCUCUCUCAAGAGAGAAGCAUCAAUCUGUUCCACUGUCUGAAUGAACUGAAUGACAGUUCUCUAGUGGAGGAGAUCCAACAGUACCUGUCAUCAGGAAGUCUCUCCACUGAAUCUCUCUCCUCUGCUCAGUGGUCAGCUCUGGUCUUCAUCGUACUGACAUCAGAAGAGCAGCUGGACGUGUUUUACCUGAGGAAAUACUCUGCUUCUGAGGAGGGUCUUCUGGGGCUGCUGCCAUUGGUCAAAGCCUCCAAAACAUCUCUGCUGAUUGGCUGUCAUCUGUCAAAGAGAUGCUGUGAAGCUCUGGCCUCAGUUCUCAGCUCCAACUCCUCUCGUCUGAGAGAACUGGACCUGAGUACGAAUGAUCUGCAGGAUUCAGGAGUGAAGCUGCUCUCUGCUGGACUGGGGAGUCCACACUGUACACUGGAAACUCUCAGGCUGAAUGUCUGUCAUCUGUCAGAGAGAUGCUGUAAAACUCUGGCCUCAGUUCUCAGCUCCAACUCCUCUAAUCUGAGAGAGCUGGACCUGAGUACCAAUGAUCUGCAGGAUUCAGGAGUGAAGCUGCUCUCUGCUGGACUGGGGCGUCCACACUGUACGCUGGAAACUCUCAGGCUGAACAGCUGUAAGCUGUCAAAGAGAUGCUGUAAAGCUCUGGCCUCAGUUCUCAGCUCCAACUCCUCUAGUCUGAGAGAGCUGGACCUGAGUUCCAAUCGUCUACAGGAUUCAGGAGUGAAGCUGCUCUCUGCUGGACUGGGGAGUCCCCACUGUGCACUGGAAACUCUCAGGUCAGUUUUACUAAGUGCAAACAGUUACACCACAAGGUUUGGUUUCAGAAGACUUUUAACUACUGCCCCCUGGUUUGAGAAUCACACCUAAAUGACGUCAAACUAU